Messenger RNA from Hansenula ciferrii, 1083 nucleotides. It is a transcript of the gene RPD3, whose product is annotated as histone deacetylase RPD3. Gene Ontology annotation, molecular function: histone deacetylase activity. Bases 1 to 1083 code for a protein of 360 amino acids. The transcript has a single exon. The record is from RefSeq and is a predicted model, not a curated record. Lineage: Eukaryota; Fungi; Ascomycota; Saccharomycetes; Phaffomycetales; Wickerhamomycetaceae.
AUGUGUCAAUUUCAUACAGAUGAAUAUAUUGAUUUCCUUUCAAGAGUUACACCAGAUAAUUUAGAUAUGUUCCAAAAAGAAAGUGUUAAAUUCAAUGUUGGUGAUGAUUGUCCAGUUUUCGAUGGUCUUUAUGAAUAUUGUGGUAUUUCUGGUGGUGGUUCAAUGGAAGGUGCUGCAAGAUUAAAUAGAGGUAAAUGUGAUAUUGCUGUUAAUUAUGCUGGUGGGUUACAUCAUGCUAAAAAAUCAGAAGCUUCAGGUUUUUGUUAUUUAAAUGAUAUUGUCUUGGGUAUAAUUGAAUUAUUAAGAUAUCAUCCAAGAGUUUUAUAUAUUGAUAUUGAUGUUCAUCAUGGUGAUGGUGUUGAAGAAGCUUUUUAUACCACUGAUCGUGUUAUGACUUGUUCUUUCCAUAAAUAUGGUGAAUUUUUUCCAGGUACUGGUGAAUUAAGAGAUAUUGGUGUUGGUAAAGGUAAAAAUUAUGCAGUUAAUGUUCCAUUAAGAGAUGGUAUUGAUGAUGGUACUUAUAAAUCUGUUUUUGAACCUGUGAUAUCCAAGAUUAUGGAAUGGUAUCAACCUUCUGCUAUUGUUUUACAAUGUGGUGGUGAUUCUUUAUCUGGUGAUCGUCUUGGUUGUUUCAACUUAUCAAUGAAAGGUCAUGCAAAUUGUGUUAAUUUUUGUAAAUCUUUAGGUGUUCCAUUAAUGAUUUUAGGUGGUGGUGGUUAUACAAUGAGAAAUGUUGCAAGAACUUGGGCUUUUGAAACUGGGUUAUUAAAUAAUGAAAUUUUAGAUUUGGAUUUACCUUAUAAUGAUUAUUAUGAAUAUUAUGGUCCAGAUUAUAAAUUAGAUGUUAGACCUUCAAAUAUGUAUAAUGCAAAUUCUCCAGAAUAUUUAGAUAAAAUCAUGACUCAAAUUUUUUCAAAUUUAGAAAGUACUAAAUUUGCUCCAAGUGUUCAAAUUAAUGAUGUUCCAAGAGAUGCUGAAGAUCUUGGUGAUGAAGAUGAAGAUUUACCAGAUGCUAUUGAUACUAAAGGUGGUUCACAAUUUGCAAGAGAUAACAUAAUAACGCCAAAAACUGAGUUCUAUUAA